Oncorhynchus masou masou (cherry salmon) is the source of this 759-nucleotide messenger RNA. Its product is annotated as trypsin-like. Gene Ontology annotation, biological process: proteolysis. The transcript is spliced from 5 exons. The record is from RefSeq and is a predicted model, not a curated record. Gene Ontology annotation, molecular function: serine-type endopeptidase activity. The coding region runs from base 1 to 759 and encodes 252 amino acids. Lineage: Eukaryota; Metazoa; Chordata; Actinopteri; Salmoniformes; Salmonidae.
AUGGCAGAAUCAUGUCAUGUAUCACUGAUCCUACUGGUCAUCCUCACAAUCAGAGGAGUACUGGGCCAGAGGAUCAUUGGGGGUCUGGAGGUAACACCCUACUCUAUAACCUACCAAGCCUCCAUCCAGUACAACAAAUUACACUACUGUGGAGGGACCCUCAUACACCCUCAGUGGGUGGUGUCUGCUGCCCACUGCUGGAGACCGGCAUACCUGAUCAAAGUGGUACUGAGUGAGCACAGUCUAUCCAGAGUGGAAGGCCUUGAGCAGGAGUUCAACGUCUCCAAUGUGCUGGUCUACUACAUGUAUAACUACAGGACGUUCGACAACGACAUCAUGCUGCUCAAACUGGAGAGGCCCGUGAAUCUCAACGCCAACAUCAAGCCCGCCAUCCUGCCCAGAGUGGACAUGUCCCCGUUACAACAGGGAAUGACCUGUACGGUAAGCGGCUGGGGGGUCACCAAUAUCUUCAGCUACUACCUGUCCCCCGUGCUCCAAGCUGUGGAUGUUGACGUUAUCACCAACUGCCAGAACUACUACUACUUCAGGAUCACAGACAACAUGCUCUGUGCCGGCUCUCCCUUCGGAGGGAAGGACUCCUGUCAGGGUGACUCAGGCGGCCCUCUGAUCUGUAAUGGGCACUUUGAGGGCAUCGUGUCCUGGGGCAUCAGCUGUGCCAACCCCUACUUCCCUGGCGUUUACACCAAGGUCAGGAAGUACAUCAGCUGGAUCAAGUGGAUCAUGCAGAAUGACAGCUAG